Molecule: messenger RNA, 1423 nt
Organism: Episyrphus balteatus (marmalade hoverfly)
Lineage: Eukaryota; Metazoa; Arthropoda; Insecta; Diptera; Syrphidae
Gene: pch2
Product: pachytene checkpoint protein 2 homolog
Exons: 7
Coding region: 83-1327 (414 amino acids)
Biological process (GO): reciprocal meiotic recombination; meiotic recombination checkpoint signaling
Cellular component (GO): nucleus; chromosome
Molecular function (GO): ATP hydrolysis activity; ATP binding
Source: RefSeq, a predicted model, not a curated record
CAAAAAACGUCAUUCAUUUGAUUUUAAUUUAUAGAUUUGAUUUAAUUUUUUACAAAAAAAAACCAUAAUUUUCCACAUAAAAAUGAAUAUUUCCAACACUCACAAUGUUCUUCAUGUAGAAAUUAAACUAAAACCUGGAAAUACUCGAAUAGAAACAAUUGAAAAUCAGUUAAAAAGUGAAUUGAAUUGUUUUUUUGAAAAUAACAAAAACUAUUUAAGCGAAAGUGAAAUAAUCGUGAAUGAACAACAUGGACCAAACAUACAAAUGCAUGUUAAAAGUAUAUCAAUCGAUGGAAAUUCCUUUUCCACGAUCAAUCCUCCUCCAAUUGUCUAUCACAUCUAUCGACCUCAUACACGAAAUGUCGAAGUUGAAAUGUUUCAAGAUAAUCAAGAAGAAGGCGGCGAAGAAGUUCCCGCCUCUAAUCAUUGGCUCUUACCAUCCCAUUCAUUCGAUGGCCUUUGGGAGAAUCUCAUCUACGAAGACAAUCUUAAAGAAAAUCUUUUAAAAUUCGCUGAAUCUUCGUUAGUUUUUUCAGCUCACAAUGUCAACCAAAAUGUCAUCUCUUGCAACAGGAUUGUCUUGUUACAUGGACCUCCUGGGACAGGAAAGACAAGUCUGUGUAAAGCUAUUGCACAAAAACUUUCAAUACGUCUCAUGUCCACAUACAAAUUUACUCAUCUGAUAGAGAUCAAUAGCCACAGCCUGUUUUCCAAAUGGUUUUCAGAGAGUGGCAAACUUGUGAUGAAACUCUUUACAAAAGUCAGAGAAAUCAUCGCACAGCCAAAGUCAUUAGUUUGCGUUCUAAUCGACGAAGUAGAAUCAAUAGCCUACGCAAGAGAAUCCAUGUCAGGUCAGGAACCCAAAGACGCAAUGCGAGUUGUGAAUGCUCUCCUCACUCAACUCGAUAGCAUUAAAGAAUCUCCGAAUGUCCUUAUCCUAGCCACUUCCAAUCUAGCUUCCAAUAUCGAUUUGGCCUUUCUCGAUCGUGCUGAUAUCAAACAACACAUUGGCCUUCCAUCGGUUAGAGCAAUCUAUCAAAUUUACGUUUCCAUGUUACGCGAGCUUAUGCGAGUCGGAAUGAUUCACGAAAAACCAAUCCAACAAUUCCAAGACGGUGCUGAUGUUUGUAUACUUAAAUUGGCUAAAUCGAGUGUCGGAGUAAGUGGACGUACUUUGAGAAAACUUCCAUUUUUAGCACACGCCAUGUUUAUGGGCAGUGCCAUCCUUCCAAUUGAUUUGGAAUGUUUUGUUCAAGCCAUGCAAUCAGCCUUGGAUAAACAUUUAACAGAUCAAAGACUUUUGGAAGGGAAACCUAAUAAUAACUAGACUUAUAGACUAAAUGCAUGUUUCUUAUAAUUUUUGUUUAUUGUUUAUAAGAUAGAAUACGAUUAAAAUUAGAAUCCCCACUAUUUUCUUCAUUCA